Molecule: messenger RNA, 1160 nt
Organism: Trematomus bernacchii (emerald rockcod)
Lineage: Eukaryota; Metazoa; Chordata; Actinopteri; Perciformes; Nototheniidae
Gene: mvb12bb
Product: multivesicular body subunit 12Bb
Exons: 10
Coding region: 77-814 (245 amino acids)
Biological process (GO): viral budding; regulation of epidermal growth factor receptor signaling pathway; virus maturation
Cellular component (GO): late endosome; ESCRT I complex
Source: RefSeq, a predicted model, not a curated record
UUAGCGCGGGCUGAAGAGGUCCAAAGUUCAAAAAAGUUAACAGCUAACAGCAGGACACGUUUCAACCAGCUUUGACAUGUCUGAAGUGAGCAACCAGCUGCCCACAGACCCCAUAUCUGCAGUUGGAGUAAUCACUUCCCUCAGUAAGGCCCCUGAAGGCUACUAUGUUGUUGCACAAACAACAGAUGGCUCUGACGCCGACCUGUGGAAGGACGGCUUAUUCAAAUCCAAGGUCACUCGCUACCUUUGUUUCACCAGAAAGACUGGGGCUGACAUUGUUGUGGACAUGAAGCUGAUUGACAUUAAGGACGCGUUGCCAGAGGGCUUCACACCUGUGGAAGAAACAUUGGACACAAAGGAAACUGCCAUGAGGAAGAGGAGGCUCUGCGUGAAAAUCAUCCCUUGUGCGGAUGCUGUGACGGCUGUGUAUGACAUCCAGAUCGUUGCCAAGUCCAAGUACCAUCUUGUUAACUACACCAGUAUAGGUGAGAUCAACAGUAUGUUGAUAUGGUACCGAAUGGGUGACGCUCCUCAGCAUCAGUCGUCCCAGGAAACGUCCAGUGAAGUUGACAGUGCCGCUCCAGCCAACACAGUAAGGAAGACCAAGACCCGGAAGGACUCUGAGCCCCAGAGCAGUGCGAACUACACCAUGACUGCUCUGGACGACGUGCCCUUUGUCAUCACUGAAAAGUUUUGUGACAAUCCCAAAGAGAUGCAGCAAGUCAAUUUAAUGGGCAUUACGAUCAAAUCCCUGGCAGAGAUCGAGGAGGAAUUUUACUACAACUUCAGCACAGAGCGGAGCAUCGCUGUGUGACCCUCCACGCUGCGGUCUCACCCUGCCAGACUGACACACAACGACUGAAACACUACUGACUGAAAGGAUCAUGUGAAUACUUGUAAAAUAAUUUAGAAAAAAAACAACUAUAUUUUGUAAUUUAAGAGAAAAAGGUAUUUUUACCUUAAUGGAUUUUAUUUAAAUGAUUUAGUACUAAAUGUAUUUGUUAUAAUGUACAACUGUGCACAAUACAUUUGAGAAGAUUUUGUUAUUUAUCUUGAAAUAGAUUUUUUUUUAAAUGUAUGUUUUGUUGCUCAAAUACAUAAGUGUCUGGCCUAAAAUAAACCAAGCUAAUAAAUGUCCUUGAGAUGAAUUCAUAAAAGUC